Molecule: messenger RNA, 2043 nt
Organism: Glycine soja
Lineage: Eukaryota; Viridiplantae; Streptophyta; Magnoliopsida; Fabales; Fabaceae
Product: pectinesterase-like
Exons: 3
Coding region: 45-1895 (616 amino acids)
Biological process (GO): cell wall modification
Molecular function (GO): pectinesterase activity; pectinesterase inhibitor activity
Source: RefSeq, a predicted model, not a curated record
CAGACAGUGCUUGAGAUCUGCAGAAAAGCCCACACUACUCAUUUAUGCCAGCAACCAACCACCCUAUUUAUCCACUUCAGACUUCACACUCAACCAAAUCACAGUAUCACUUACCGUCUUCUUCUUCUUCUUCUUCUUCUUCUUCUUCUUCUUCUUCUUCUUCUUCUUCUUCUUCUUCUAUAUAUAUAUAUAUAUAUACCAUGUAUAGCCCCAUUAGCAGAAAAAAACCACCAAUGGAGUCUCACGUAGACACCAUUCUCUCUGCAAUUUUUGUUCUACUCCUUUCUUCGUUAACCCAUUUCAGCAUCACCGCAAAUGCAACAAGAACACCCCAAGAAAACAGCCUCCAUUUCCAAGUAGCAAACUCCACAUGCGAGGGAACACUCUACUCCGACCUCUGUGUCUCAACCCUUGCCUCAUUCCCAGAUCUCACCUCAAAAACCCUCCCACAAAUGAUACGCUCUGUCGUGAACCACACAAUAUACGAGGUCACAUUGUCGGCCUCCAACUGCAGCGGCCUCCGAAGGAACCUCCCGAAACUCGACAAACUCGAACAGAGAGCCCUCGACGACUGUCUCAAUCUCUUCGACGACACCGUUUCGGAGCUCGAAACCACCAUCGCGGAUCUCUCACAGAGCACAAUAGGACCGAAGCGUUACCACGACGCACAGACUUUGUUGAGUGGCGCAAUGACCAACUUGUACACGUGUCUUGAUGGCUUUGCGUACAGUAAAGGGCACGUGAGGGACAGGUUUGAGGAGGGGCUGUUGGAGAUUUCGCAUCACGUUAGUAACUCGCUCGCCAUGCUGAAGAAAUUGCCAGCAGGAGUGAAGAAAUUGGCGUCCAAGAAUGAGGUUUUCCCUGGAUAUGGUAAGAUCAAAGACGGCUUUCCAACGUGGCUAUCAACCAAGGAUAGAAAAUUGCUUCAGGCUGCUGUGAAUGAAACAAACUUCAAUCUUCUUGUGGCCAAAGAUGGCACUGGCAACUUCACCACCAUUGCCGAAGCAGUGGCUGUGGCUCCCAACUCCAGCGCAACUAGAUUUGUGAUACACAUAAAAGCCGGGGCAUACUUCGAGAAUGUGGAGGUAAUCAGGAAGAAGACCAAUCUGAUGUUCGUCGGAGAUGGGAUUGGAAAGACUGUUGUGAAGGCCAGUAGGAAUGUUGUGGAUGGCUGGACCACUUUCCAAUCAGCCACUGUUGCUGUGGUUGGAGACGGAUUCAUAGCAAAGGGUAUAACCUUUGAAAAUUCUGCUGGGCCAAGCAAACACCAAGCCGUGGCCCUAAGGAGUGGUUCUGAUUUCUCAGCCUUCUAUAAAUGCAGCUUCGUUGCCUACCAAGAUACUCUCUAUGUCCACUCCCUGCGCCAAUUCUACCGCGAUUGUGACGUUUAUGGCACAGUCGACUUCAUCUUCGGCAAUGCAGCAACAGUGCUCCAGAACUGCAACUUGUACGCACGCAAGCCCAAUGAAAACCAAAGGAACUUGUUCACUGCACAAGGAAGAGAAGACCCUAACCAAAACACCGGCAUUUCCAUCUUGAACUGCAAGGUUGCAGCAGCUGCUGAUUUAAUCCCGGUCAAAUCUCAGUUCAAGAACUACUUGGGUCGUCCUUGGAAGAAGUAUUCGAGAACUGUUUAUCUUAAUUCUUACAUGGAGGAUCUGAUAGACCCCAAAGGGUGGUUGGAGUGGAAUGGCACGUUUGCAUUGGAUACGUUGUAUUAUGGAGAGUACAACAAUAGGGGUCCCGGUUCAAACACAAGUGCAAGAGUUACGUGGCCUGGUUAUAGGGUUAUCAAGAACGCCACUGAGGCAAACCAGUUCACAGUUCGCAAUUUCAUUCAAGGGAAUGAAUGGUUGAGUUCCACCGACAUUCCAUUCUUCUCUGAUUUCAGUUGAAUACGUUAUGGUUAUUAGUGGCUUCAUGCUCUUUUGGUAUCCCCAUUUAAUAAAGUAUUAGAUGUUUGUUGUGGAAAUAGAAUUCAAGGAAUGUUAUUGUUCCUUGCGACAAAAGCACUAACUAAAAUAAAAAAGUAUUUUAUAUUAA